This is a messenger RNA of Psilocybe cubensis, 1143 nucleotides long. RefSeq lists its product as uncharacterized. NCBI's taxonomy places the organism in Eukaryota, Fungi, Basidiomycota, Agaricomycetes, Agaricales, Agrocybaceae. Gene Ontology annotation, molecular function: dioxygenase activity. Bases 1 to 1143 code for a protein of 380 amino acids. The record is from RefSeq and is a predicted model, not a curated record. The transcript has 6 exons.
AUGGCCUCUCAGGAUAUCUCCCAGGACCUUCCUGUAAUUAACCUCGAUAUUUUUCUUGCUGGGCCAUCUGAUUCCGACGCUGUAAUCGAGGAAUGCAAAAAAGCUGCCAAUGCACUCAUUACGUAUGGUGCUUUGGUCCUGAAAGACUCCCGUGUAGCCGAAGAUGAUAAUUCUUCUUUCUUGGACUUGAUGGAGGAUUAUUUCAAUCAACCGAUUGAUGAGUUGAAAAAAGACGAACGUCCAGAGCUUAGUUACCAGAUCGGGGUCACGCUUGAGAACACGGAGAAGCCCAAAUGUGCUGUAGAUGAACCCUGCCUUAGGAUUAUUGAGGCCUUGGAACCCUCUGAAAGACCUCUCGAUAUCAGUGCCCACUCCCCGGACCCGAAAUGCCGCUUCUUUUGGAAGAUGAGCGAGAAGCCUCCUUACGAAACUGCCUAUCCCGCAUUGAAUGCAGCCAACGUCGUGCCUCAAGCUGAAUUCAUCAAGAAGAACUGGACUUUUACCAUGGAGAAAUGGGGAACCUCAAUGAAGGAUGCCGUUUCAGCUCUCGCAGACAUGGUAGCCAUCGGUCUUGGUCUCCCUGCCCAAACUUUCAGAGAUCCAGGACGUUACGGCCCUCAUCUUUUAGCACCUACUGCAUCGGACCUUUCGAAAUACGGAAAAAAAGAUACCAUCCUGGCUGGCUUCCAUUCUGAUCUCAACUUUUUGACCAUUCAUGGUCGAUCUCGUUACCCUGGUCUGAACAUAUGGGCUCGAAACACAGGAAAACGGAUACCUGUCAGAAUUCCAGAAGGCAGCAACCUUCUUGUCCAAGCAGGAAAGCAGCUUGAACAUAUUACAGGUGGCCUAAUUAAAGCAGGAUUUCACGAAGUGGUGGUGAAUGAACAAACAAUACAGGCCAUUGAAAGACGUAAAGUUGAGUAUCCUGACAGACCAUUCAUUCGCAUCUCGUCGACAUUCUUCUGGCAUUUAUCCUCCGAUUACGACUUGGCCCCCAUCUCCUCCUUAGUCGCAAAAGCGGCUGAAUUGCGUAGUGAAAAACUUGGGGAUGGGCAAUCGGAUGGUGAUGAAGUUUGCUAUGAGCCAAUGAAAGUGGGAGAAUUUGUCCGCAAUGAAUUAAAACAUAUUGCUCUGAUGGCGUAA